GUUAAAAUCGUCAAGAUGAAAACCUUCGCCCUACUCGUUGGUCUGCUCGCUGUUGCCAGUGCCGAAUGGAUCGAUAUCGAUUGGUCCAAGGUGCGCCCGAUCGAGGAUUUCGAUCACUACUGGGCCCGUCUGCCGGCUGAGCUGCAGGUCUACCGUCACAUGCGGCCAUCGGCUCGCAUCGUUAACGGCAAUGAGGCUACUCCCGGACAGUUCCCGUACCAGAUUGCGCUGCUCAGUGAGUUCGGCGCCGGAACCGGUCUGUGUGGAGGAUCCGUCUUGACCAACAACUACAUCCUGACCGCUGCUCACUGCGUUGUGUCUGGUGCUACGACCCUGGCCACCGGAGGUACUGCCAUUAUGGGAGCUCACAAUCGCAAUGUCCAGGAGCCAACGCAGCAACGAAUCCGUUUCUCGACUAGUGGAAUCAUCCGCCAUCCGCAGUACACCCCGACCAAUAUCCGCAAUGACGUCGCUGUGGUGCGCCUUGACUCGCCAAUCACCUUCAACGCUCGCGUCCAGCCUGUUCGUCUUCCUGGCCGCUCGGACACUCGUCAGUUCGGAGGAGUCAUGGGAACCGUCUCUGGAUUCGGUCGUACCUCGGAUGCCACCCAGGCCACCUCGGCUGUCGUUAGGUACACCACGAACCCGGUCAUGACCAAUGCCGACUGUAUUGCUCGUUGGAACACCGCCCUCAUCCAGCCCCAGAACGUGUGUAUGAGCGGAGACAACGGUCGCUCGGCGUGCAACGGUGACUCCGGUGGCCCGCUGGCUGUUCAGGAUGGUGGAAGCCUCCAGAUCGGUAUUGUGUCAUUCGGAUCAGCCGCCGGCUGCUCCAUUGGUAUGCCUUCGGUCUACGCUCGCGUGUCCUUCUUCCUGGGAUGGAUCGAGGCCAACUCCAACUUCGUUGCCAGCCCCUAA
This is a messenger RNA of Anopheles coustani, 918 nucleotides long. RefSeq names its product brachyurin-like. Gene Ontology annotation, molecular function: serine-type endopeptidase activity. Gene Ontology annotation, biological process: proteolysis. NCBI's taxonomy places the organism in Eukaryota, Metazoa, Arthropoda, Insecta, Diptera, Culicidae. The coding region runs from base 16 to 918 and encodes 300 amino acids. The record is from RefSeq and is a predicted model, not a curated record. The transcript has a single exon.